Molecule: messenger RNA, 2796 nt
Organism: Vitrella brassicaformis
Lineage: Eukaryota; Vitrellaceae
Source: the annotation of a GenBank genome assembly
AUGUGCGGCCCAUUUGUACGCUGCCAGAGCAUCGGCUGGUCCCUCGAAGCCACGUGUGUGGCCGACAAGGCGUGCGUCUGGUACACACAGACCGACUGGAAUGGGUGGGGACCCUGUGGCACCAAUGAAGUACUGGUGGUGGCCCAUCCUGACCUCGUCACACUCGACACCGACAAGUGCAAGGCAAAAUUAGGUGACACCGACAUGUGUGUGCACACGACUGUGCAGCUCUCCAUUUGCUGUAGGACUUUACGUCACCCCUGGGGAGUGCGACCGGAUCGUAUGCAUAUGCGGGGGAUCGAGAUCGACUAAUGUGUCUCCCUCCUUCUCUCUGUCUGUCUGUGGCUGCAGCACGGAAAAGCGGGAGACAACGGAGAGACAUGCUAUCAGAACGGCGCAUGCUCGCUCGUCUGCGAGGAGUGGGGUGGCUCGAAGCCGAAAUGCCAGGCAAACAGUAAGCUGGUCUCUAUGUUUGCCUUUCUACACUGCAACACAACUCCUUCCCUUCUGCUGCUGCGGACUGCGUCAGGCACACGUCUCGUUCACGGGCUCGGGGGCGCUGAAUUCUCCGCCGGAGGUAGGUGGAGAAACAGCCACAAGGACAGAGACAGACGAGAGACACUCCUUCCUCGGCGUGUGAUGAUGAUGGUCAGCUGCGCUUGUCGAGGAGAUGGACCAGUGCUUCGACAGAGACGACCAGGAGCACGACUACGAAGAGGAGGUGACAGCCGAGGGUUGGUCCGAGCACGGCUCUGCGAUCCGCGACAAGUGCCCCAACAUCAUCGACCCGACCACACUCACUGUCGACACUACCGUCGAUCCCGUCGCAGUGGCAAUUGCAUUCGCACAGACGGCCGCAGCUUUCCAGCCGCCCAGCAAGUGCGACCCCAACAAUGGCUGCAAAGUCACACAGACCGGCGCGUGUGUGCCCGACUCGGCCCACUUCGCGGCACAGGUGGAGGCCCUGAGCGAUUCAAACGCCAAGGCUUUCUUCAUGAAGAGUCUGGAGUGCAACAACAUCGCGAAUGAAGCCGACUGUGCGGGGGACUGCGAGUGGGACAGCGACGAGGAGUCCUGCAAUCCCACAUUGAUAACCGCACUGAACCUGGUAAUAAGUGGGAGAGACAGACACUCAUCAACCACUUGUCUGUAUGCAUGUUUUUCCCGCCAGCUGUACGGUGUGAGCAGCUGUGGCCCUGGGCUGGACUGCGAGCUGGCCGACACCAAUGAGACGUGCAAGGCCAACAGUGCGUGUUGGUGGGACGACAGCGACCAGGUGAGGAGUGGAGAAAUCAGAACGGCAAAAGAAGGCACACUGCAAACCAACACACCAACCACACCUGGUCCCAGGAGUGCCACCUGAGAUGGAGCUUCAUUCGCGACUCGGUCAUCGGCACUGACGCAAUCUGCGAGGUAUGUUCGUUGAAGACGCAGAACAAACAAAAACCCAUGGACAGAUUGAGGACCAUCUCUGCUGUGUGUGUAUAGAAAUACGCUCCUCUCUACGAGUGCGGCGAGCUGACACCCCAAGAGUGCAAGACGACUCCCUGUAAGUCGUGUCUCUUCACCAUGCAGCCACGGAAUUUUGAUGCAUGAAUGGCCACACAUGAGUGCUUACGUACGCAGACUGUCUUUACGAAGAGUACACUUGGGGCGACUGGAACUGUCGUGCGAUGGAGAACGUCACCAAGGCGCUCCAGAAAGAGUUUGACAAGGAGAAGCCCGAGGAUCUCCGAUUGUGUGGACCGAUUGUGAGAUGCCCCUCAAUGGGCAACGAAAAGGUUACACAGCCAGAAACCGUGUGUGUCAUGGUGCCUCUGCAUUGAGUGACUGGACGUUUUAUGUAUGUAUGUAUCUACGUAUGUAUGUAUGUAUGGUGUGCAGAGUCUGUGCAAUCGGGACAAGGGGUGCUUCCACCUCAGCGAAUGGUGCGGCGCCUGCACCACAUCGCCACUGGUACCACACACACGAACACAUGAUGGGCCGCAUCCCCGGUCCGUUCGUUCAGGCACUGCUGGGUCUCCCAAGCGUGUUUGACCUGUCCAACCCCGGCUGCAAGCGCCUCGUGGGCUCCAUGAUGGUCCCGGGACAAUGCGGCAUCGACGUAAAUGACCACUCCUCACUGUCUCUCUGUGAACAUCGUGUUUGUAUGUCUAUUAAUGCAGCAUUAUUUGGCAAAUGAUGACGGCGAGACAUGUCUGAGCAACCCUGCCUGUACACUGUGGUGCAGCGGAUACAGCAACGAGACAGAGUGCCGAUCUAACGGUAGACUGUGAGACACAUGGAUGGAUGGAUGGAUGGAUGCGUUGAUGCCGGUCGUGCUGCAUGUCUGCUGGUUGCAGACACGGUCAUCUCAGAGAAGGCCCUCGGGCUAUCGCAGGCAGCCAGUAAGUACAAACACACCGGCACCGAUCGACAACAGAGCAACAUUCGUGUGCCUGCGCGUCCAUGUGUGCAGAUGAGCUUGAGAGACAGAUGUCCACCUGCCGCGAGGCCUAUGACGAGGACUACUCGCAAUGGGGAAUGACCGACGCAAAAAUGAUGGCCGUCAACGGGGCCAACGCCACCGAGCUGGACCGCGCCACGGCCCACUGCGGCACACUUGCCAGCCCCAACACCAUCACGCCGUCGUCUUAUGAUCAGGUGCUGGCGGCCACGACAAGUGCCGCACAGCAGGCGGGGACGUACCAGCCGACGCCGGAGUCGCUGCAGUGUGAGGGGCAGCUGGUUGACGGGGCGCGCAUGUGGCCGGGCCGCUGCUGGAUGGCCAUGGUGUCCUUCUCGCGGCAUUCGUGA